This is a messenger RNA of Salvelinus sp. IW2-2015, 1699 nucleotides long. The record is from RefSeq and is a predicted model, not a curated record. NCBI's taxonomy places the organism in Eukaryota, Metazoa, Chordata, Actinopteri, Salmoniformes, Salmonidae.
CUCUGUGUCUGGUCUACUGGUUCUCUCCUGGUAUUUAGUUCUACUGUGACUCUGUGUCUGGUCUACUGGUUCUCUCCAGGUGAUGCCCUAGACAUAGCAGACCUGACUUUGGUGAACCCUGACCCCAUGGUGACAUCAUCAGACUCUUCCUACUGUGUCAGUAGUGACUGGACUCCCGGCAAGACAGUACUACCUCCAGCUCCAGCAAUAUCCUGGAUACCCCUGACCCACCCCCAGAGCCUGCCCGUCCGUCCGAUACAGCCUACCCCAUGCUCCAAGAUUGAGUGGAAGACUCGCAGUGAUAUCUUUGGAGAAUUCUACUGCAGGGCCAAAAAGAGUGAUACAAAUCAGAUAUACACAUAUAAGAUGCUGAAUGAAGCUGCAUUCCUGCCAAAGUCGCUAACCAUCACAGUCAGUAUAGGAGAAGAUGUCAACAUCUGUUUCACUCGCAGGAAAGUGUUCGCAGAGGACGCAGUCAUCUUUAAGAAUGGCUCCUUCAUUCACUCAGUACCUAAGAAUGAGAUCCCAGACAUCCUGGUGUACACCGUCCAGGGAGUGGCGUCUUCAGACGCAGGUCUCUACACAGCCAGGUCCAUCGCUGGAGCCAAGUCCACAUCAGCCAUCACCAGGCUCAUCGUCAGAAAAUGCAAGCCUGGCCUGUGGGGUCCUGGCUGUGAACAUAGCUGUCCUGUGUGUUCCAACGGAGGGGUCUGUCAUGACGAGACAGGAGAGUGUAUCUGUCCACCUGGCUUCAAGGGACAAACCUGUGAAACUGUGUGUGGCGAGGGUAAGUUUGGGAGGACGUGUAAAGAGUGGUGUAGAGAUGGAUCCUGCAGGUCCAUGGUGUUCUGUCAGAGAGACCCAUUCGGCUGCUCCUGUGGUAGGUGGAGAGGAUUCAACUGUAGUGAAGCUUGUCCUCCAGGGUUCUACGGGGCCGGCUGCAGGCUGACGUGUGAGUGGUGUGACAAGGGAAAGUGUGACCGUUUCCGUGGCUGUGUGAAAGGACGACACGGUGCUCGCUGCGAAAGAGAAGACAGGGCGCCCGUUGUGGUCAGUAACCUGAUCGAUACAGAGUUGAACGCUGGGACUCACGCAUCGUCAACUGCAUUUGACACUGAUACGGUGGAUGACCAGACCACGUCUACCUUUAGGGUGGAUAAGAUCACGGAGCGAGAUACUGGCCGUUGGAUCUGCCAGGUGAAAACUACAGCAGGGCAGGCGGAGAGAGAGUUCACGGUUAUUGUCCAAGUCCCUCCAAAGCCCCUGAACCCUCCCAUGUUGAACGGCAGUGGUCCACAUCACCUGGUUGUGUUGGUCAAUAAGGAGCCGUAUACAGGAGAUGGACCAGUGACCUCUGUCAAGGUCAUCUACAAGCAGGUCAAUACCUCUGUAUGGAAGACCGUUGAAGUGGUUGGCCCAGUGGUGAAGCUAGAGAACCUGUCUCCGAUGACCCAGUAUACCACCUUCGUCCAGCUGAGUCGCCAUGGCGCCGGAGGGGCGGUUCCCGGGCCAGAGGCCAGCUUCUCCACACAGAUGCUUUGUUUUGUGGUGGAAUGUGUUCCGAGCUCUGACCCUGGGAAUGUGAAGAUUUACCAGCUCCAGCUGAAGCCCAGACACAAGUAUGAGGUCAGGGUGAGGAUGAUGACGGUGUCAGUGGGACAACACAGCCAGCCUGUCUCUGCAUGGACACUCAGCAACG